UUUGUUGUUUUUGUUUGUAUUCUUUACCGAAAUCAACCGAUUAUAAAGAUAGUGAAUUCUGCAUGCUUUUUAUCUUGAAAUCAAAUUAAAACGAAUAAACGGUUCAUUGUUUGAUAUUUGUUUACAUGAUCUCAUCUAAUAAAUUUGGUAUUUAAAUGUGCGCAGUUUGCGUAGUUUGCAAUUAGCAGGUGGACAUUUGUAGUGAAUUAAAGUUUCAUAUCCACUCCAGACAACGCAAAAUGAUCUCCCCGUCUGAUCUGAUGAGCCGCGUGGGCGUGGGCGGGCGGCUGGUGCCGUUCUUCAAGGCGGUGUGCGUGUACUUCGUGGCGGGCUGCGGCGCCACGCCCUCCGCCGCCGCCGUCGCCGCCAAGUGCGCGCCAAUCCUCUGUCUUCUCCUGUUCGUGUUGCUGCACCACGGCUCCGCCAUUAAACCUCAGGGGCGGUACGCGCGGCGCAUCGCGGCGGGGCUGGCGCUGUCGGCGCUGGGCGACGCGCUGCUGGUGUGGCCGCAGCAGCUGGUGGGCGGGAUGGCGGCGUUCGCGGCGGCGCACGUGGCGUACGUGGCGGCGUUCGGGCUGCGCGCGGACGCGCCGGCGCUGGCGGCGCUGAGCUACGCGGGCACGGCGCGGUACGUGGCGCUGCUGCGGCCGGGCGGCGCGCUGCGGGCGCUGGUGCCGCUGUACGCGGCGCUGCUGGCCACCACCGCGUGGCGCGCCGCCGCCGCCGCCGCCGCGCGCCGCUCGCGCCCGCGGCUGGCCGGCGCGGCGGGCGCGCUGCUGUUCCUCGUGUCCGACGCCGUGCUCGGGUACACGCUGUUCGCGGGGCCCGUGCCGCACCACCAGGUGCUGAUUAUGUCGACGUACUACCUGGGUCAACUGGGCAUCGCGGUGAGUGCGCUGGAGGCACACUAGCGGCGCCCGUCCGGAGCCCCCGGAGCCCCCGGCCUCCCCGGCGCGGCGACGUCUUCCUGGGCGAAGAGUCCGCGCAGACGCCCGGCUCGGAACCCUAUCGCUACUUCUCAAUCGUAAUCUGAACGUAACUGAUCUGUGCAAUGUUACCACGUAGGUGACUGUAGACGUGUACUCGUAGGGCUAACUUUAGUUUAAGCUUAAAUUGGUUAUAUAUAAAUCUUCCUUUCUUAGACUUAGUACAAUCGGUGUACGUACGUAUAUAUAGGUGUACAAAAAUGACCGCAGGAAUAACCAAGAGCCGGGUAGAAGUGACUCUGACCUAUACGCUCGACGCAGUUAAAUUAAACUCAUCAUUCAGUUCAGUUAGCGAGCGGUUGACUCGAUAAUGACGAAUUUAUGACCAUCUAAGUGAACGUACCAUUGUGGUUACUACAUACAUUAAAAAAACAUUGUGGCAACCCUACUUUACAGCGCAACAAUAACACACUAGACCGGUGUUUACCAAUUAGUGGUACGCGUACCCCCAGCGGUACGUGAAGUUGCAUCAAGGUACGUACGGCUAUCAGUAGAGCAAAUAUAUACACACACUCAAAAACUUUCACAUUUAUAAGCUUAACUGUAAGUUUAUAUUCUGUUAAUUAAAUAAAUAAAUAAAAUAAUAUUAGUGUGAUUGCUACAAUAAGGAAUACGCAAGGUGUGAGGUCUUUUUUGAAGUGGUGCGCAGCAAAAACUAAUUGGGAUCCAUAAUCAUCUGAGGGGAACAAAUAUAAAUGUAGUGGCAAUCAGCGCAGAUCCGUGGGUCACUUCUCACCAGCUCUUCGUUAUGGCCAUGUCGUCAUAGACACCAGCUUACAUAGAACGAUUCCCGUGUAAGUAGGGUGUAUAUUUAUUGUUCAGGGACGAGGUCUGCGCAAGUAUCUGUGAUAUGUGCUCGGUUACUAUGUCUUCUAAUUAGAUAUUUUAAAAUGGUUUGCUUUAUCGGGUCACCGUGUUCCAUAGAAGAAAGAGGGAAAUAAUCUUAUUGCGCAAGUGCCAAAGUGUGCUAAUAUUCCGGCUCUGAAUACACGAAGAUGCGUGCGUGGGGUCCAGUACCCGCGGGGUGAUCACAC
Messenger RNA from Achroia grisella, 2020 nucleotides. RefSeq names its product lysoplasmalogenase-like protein TMEM86A. The record is from RefSeq and is a predicted model, not a curated record. Bases 240 to 911 code for a protein of 223 amino acids. The transcript has 4 exons. NCBI's taxonomy places the organism in Eukaryota, Metazoa, Arthropoda, Insecta, Lepidoptera, Pyralidae. Gene Ontology annotation, cellular component: membrane.